AUGAAGGUGUCCGCAGCGCUUUUCGUGGCGGCCCUCGCCGAAUUUGCGUUCGCGCUUCCGGGGAGGUAUCCUCCUCCUCCUUCCUACCCGGUGUCUGAACCGCCAGCGCCGACGGACUACCCAAUUCCGCCAUCGGUCACGGACUCUUAUCCAGUUCCUCCUCCCUCUUACUCGGAACCGCCCGCUGUGACCGACUCUUACCCAGUCCCGUCUCCCAGUGUUACGGAUUCUUAUCCAGUUUCCCCGCCCUCAUACUCUGUCCCGCCCUCGUACUCAGUAUCUCCUUCAGUGACGGACUCGUACCCGGUUUCUCCUUCAGUGACGGACUCAUAUUCAGUCCCACCAUCGUAUUCAGUAUCUCCUUCAGUGACGGACUCAUAUUCAGUCCCACCAUCGUAUUCAGUAUCUCCUUCAGUGACGGACUCGUACCCGGUUUCUCCAUCUGUGACUGAUUCAUAUUCAGUCCCGCCAUCGUACUCAGUACCUCCUUCAGUGACGGACUCAUACCCGGUUUCUCCUUCCGUGACUGAUUCAUACUCGGUUCCCCCCUCUUACUCAGUCCCACCUGUCGUUACCGAUACAUUCCCUCCUCCCAGCUUUACAGAGUCUUACCCAAUUACCACUACUACUGUCACUGAUACAAUAACCAAAACGACAUUAGUCCCCUGCACCACAACAGUCACUUCCAGGGGUGGUCAUACUUUUUACAGUACCUGGGUAACUACAUCUACUUGGACCACAACGACAUGCUACCCUAUCACUAAAACGCUCGUACCACCUCCACCUGUGCACUGUUGCCCAAUCAUUGCAACUGUUACCGUCACUGUUACUGAAUGUGGCGGCCCUGCCUGCGGUGGCUUGCCAACGGAAUAUCCCCCACCGAAAACAACUGCUCCUCCUCCUUCCUACCCCCACCAGCCACCUCCCACAUACCCUCAACAACCUCCUCCAUCCUACUCUCACCAACCUCCACCAUCCUAUUCCCAGCAACCCCCUCCAUCCUACUCCCAGCAACCCCCUCCAUCCUACUCUCAGCAACCUCCUCCAUCCUACUCUCAGCAACCUCCUCCAUCCUACUCCCAGCAACCCCCUCCAUCCUACUCCCAGCAACCCCCUCCCUCCUACUCUAAUAAGCCAACCCCCUCAUACUCGCAACAGCCACCAUCCUCCUACUCCCAGGAGCCAACCCCCUCUUAUUCGCAACAGCCGCCUUCCUCCUACUCCCAGGAGCCAACCCCCUCUUAUUCGCAACAGCCGCCUUCCUCCUACUCCCAGGAACCAACCCCCUCUUAUUCGCAACAGCCACCAUCCUCCUACUCCCAGGAGCCAACCCCCUCAUACUCGCAACAGCCACCAUCCUCCUACUCCCAGGAACCAACCCCCUCAUACUCGCAACAGCCACCAUCCUCCUACUCCCAGGAGCCAACCCCCUCAUACUCGCAACAGCCGCCUUCCUCCUACCCCCAGGAGCCAACCCCUUCUUAUUCUCAACAACCGCCAUCAUCCUACCCUCAAGAGCCUACCCCAUCCUACCCUCAGCAACCCCCCUCCUACUCUCAGGAGCCUACCCCAUCUUACCCUCAGCAACCCCCCUCCUACUCUCAAGAGCCUACCCCGUCCUACCCUCAGCAACCCCCCUCCUACUCCCAGGAGCCUGCUCCAUCCUACCCUCAGCAACCCCCCUCCUACUCCCAGGAGCCUGCUCCAUCCUACCCUCAGCAACCCCCUCCAGUUACCUCAUAUGUUCCAUUGCGGAGGUUCGUCUUUUUCUAA
Messenger RNA from Histoplasma capsulatum G186AR, 1773 nucleotides. Its product is annotated as DNA binding/ligand-dependent nuclear receptor. The record is from RefSeq and is a predicted model, not a curated record. NCBI's taxonomy places the organism in Eukaryota, Fungi, Ascomycota, Eurotiomycetes, Onygenales, Ajellomycetaceae. The coding region runs from base 1 to 1773 and encodes 590 amino acids. The transcript has 2 exons.